AUGGAUGCUCCUAAUUCAUUGAAGAAGGGCAUGACACCAGACAUGGACUGUCAGAAGAUCGUACGGCGGAAACUUCCACCAUUUCAGAGAUAUAUUUUGUCCGUUAAAGUCAUUAUCAUGCGUUCCCUUAGCUUGCAGGUGAAGCAGCCGGGGAAGAAGAUGGCGAGACCAGGAAACGGCAUUGUGUUCCCAGUUCUUGCCUUUGCUCUCCUCAUCCUGGUCAUGUACUUAACCUUCGGCGCCAUCGAAUUCUGGCCUGGUCACGCGCAGCACAAGGCGAGGUUUGUGGAGAGGAAUGGCAGCCAGUUCACGGAGGAAGGCAGGGCGUUCUACGUCAACGGGUGGAACUCCUACUGGCUGAUGGAUCAAGCAGUGGAGGAGUCGGGCAGAGAAAGAGUAACAGAGGUUUUCCGCGCUGCUGCGACAAUGGGGCUCACCGUGUGCAGGACCUGGGCCUUCAACGAUGGCGCCUACCAUGCUCUCCAGACCUCCCUCGGCGUCUUCGAUGAGAAGGUCUUCCGGGCACUGGAUUGGGUGAUUGUGGAAGCGCAGAGGCAUGGCGUCAGGUUGCUGCUCAGCCUGGUGAACAAUCUUGAAAACUAUGGCGGGAAGACACAGUAUGUGAAAUGGGCUUGGGAGGAAGGAUUGGGGUCGAGUUCUUACGAUGAUUCUUUCUUCUCUGAUCCCUCCGUUCGCAGUUACUUCAAGACCUACCUCAAGACAAUAUUGACGAGGAAGAAUCACUUGACUGGAAUCGAGUACAGAGAUGAUCCGACAAUUUUCGCGUGGGAGCUGAUGAACGAGCCACAGUGUCGCUCUGAUGUAUCCGGCGACGUUCUUCAGGCAUGGAUUGAGGAGAUGGCGGAGCAUGUGAAGGCGAUCGACGAGAAGCACUUGUUGACGGUCGGGUUGGAGGGGUUCUAUGGGUCUGCGAACUCGCCGGAGAAGGAAGAUAUCAACCCCGGGAAAUGGUACGGCAAGCUUGGCUCUGAUUUCCUGCGCAAUUCCAGGACUCCCUCCAUUGAUUUCGCCUCAGUCCAUAUCUACCCUGAUCAUUGGUUGUCGCAAGCGAAUUUGAGCGAGAAAAUGAGCUAUACCUCCAAAUGGGUGGCUUCGCACAUCGAAGAUGGCAAAAGGGAGCUGAACAAACCCAUCUUGUUCGCUGAAUUCGGCCUCUCCAACAAGGUCGAGGGCUUUGAAGACUCCCACCGGAUCAUGUUCUACAGGUCCAUAUUCGACGCCGUCUACGACUCUGCAACCAAGAACGGGGCCGGCGCCGGUGCGCUGGUCUGGCAGUUCUUGGUCGGCGGAAUGGGGAAGUACAACGAUGAGUUCGGGAUCGUCCCUGGGGAAUUCCCGGCGAUCGACGAGCUGAUGAAGGAGCAGUCGUGCCGGCUGUUGGCGCUGCGACAGGGCAAGGACUCGGCACAAAGAACAUUUGCAGAUUGCUGA
Zingiber officinale is the source of this 1452-nucleotide messenger RNA. RefSeq names its product mannan endo-1,4-beta-mannosidase 2-like. The coding region runs from base 1 to 1452 and encodes 483 amino acids. The record is from RefSeq and is a predicted model, not a curated record. Gene Ontology annotation, molecular function: hydrolase activity, hydrolyzing O-glycosyl compounds. Lineage: Eukaryota; Viridiplantae; Streptophyta; Magnoliopsida; Zingiberales; Zingiberaceae. The transcript has 5 exons.